CGUGGGACCAAUGGUUUCCCCAAACGCAGAAAACGAAACCUCAGUGGGCGGACUAGAGGGGCGACGCGGGCGCCGCCACCCGCUCCGCCGGGUUUCUGCACCUGCGGCGCUUACUUCCCCCCCACCCCCGCGCGAUGGCACGACUGAGGCCCCCAAGACUCAAAUGAGAGCCGUUGGGAUGCGGUGCCAUCGAGCAGUCCCAGCUAUGGAAGGUAAGCCAUUGGUGAUAUCGAAAGAGAAGACUGCAGUGGUGUGUGGGGUCCCCACCCAGGUGGUCUGUACAGCCUUCAGCACUCACAUCCUGGUGGUGGUGACCCAGUUCGGGAAGAUGGGUACCCUGGUCUCCCUGGAACCCAGCAAUGUGACCAGUGACGUUGGCAAGCCCGUGCUGAACACUAAAGUCCUUCUCGGGCAGGACGAGCCCCUCAUCCACGUCUUCGCAAAGAAUCUGGUGGCGUUUGUGUCUCAGGAAGCUGGAAACAGAGCAGUCCUCCUCGCCCUGGCCGUGAAGGACAAGAGCAUGGAGGGGGUGACGGCCUUGAAAGAGGAGAUCCGGACGUGCCAGGUGUGGUGACCGCGGAGUAACCACCCCUGCUGUCCAGCAGGGCCACAUGGCAACUCAGACACCCUCUCAAGGAUUUGAAGACCCUCCCUCAGUCAGAAGGGGUGCCUUUAUCUGGUGUUGGUCCUUGAAGCUGGAAGAAACAUGCACGUCUCGGGCCGACUUUGGUUUGGGGGCUGACAUCACCUGUGGAGGGAAGACGUGGAAUGUGUCCUGGGGCGUUGUGAGCGGUCCUCCCUGGGUCCACACAGUUGCACAUGUUUGAGAGUUGACGGAACGAGUCAUGGCCCUCAGUGUGCAGAUGAAUUGUUGGGGAAUAUUUUUUUUAUGAAAAAUAAAUGCGUAU
Molecule: messenger RNA, 908 nt
Organism: Mesoplodon densirostris (Blainville's beaked whale)
Lineage: Eukaryota; Metazoa; Chordata; Mammalia; Artiodactyla; Ziphiidae
Gene: PSMG3
Product: proteasome assembly chaperone 3
Exons: 3
Coding region: 11-574 (187 amino acids)
Biological process (GO): proteasome assembly
Source: RefSeq, a predicted model, not a curated record